Messenger RNA from Equus caballus (horse), 936 nucleotides. It is a transcript of the gene OR6C328, whose product is annotated as olfactory receptor family 6 subfamily C member 328. Lineage: Eukaryota; Metazoa; Chordata; Mammalia; Perissodactyla; Equidae. Gene Ontology annotation, biological process: G protein-coupled receptor signaling pathway. Gene Ontology annotation, molecular function: G protein-coupled receptor activity; olfactory receptor activity. Gene Ontology annotation, cellular component: membrane. The record is from RefSeq and is a predicted model, not a curated record.
AUGAAAAACUGUACAGUAACAACAUUCAUACUGUUGGGAUUGACUGAGGACCCUGAGUUGCAAGUUCUGAUUUUUAUCUUUCUGUUUCUCACCUACCUGCUGAGUAUAACGGGGAACUUGACUAUCAUCGCACUCACCUUUGUGGAUCCUCAACUUAAAACACCUAUGUACUACUUUUUACAAAAUUUCUCCUUCUUGGAGAUGUCAUUCACAACUGCCUGUAUUCCCAGAUACUUGUAUAACAUAGCAACAGGAGAUAAUAUCAUUACAUAUAAUGCUUGUAUCAUGCAAGUCUUUUUUACUGAUCUCUUUGCAAUAACAGAAUUCUUUCUCCUGGCUGCCAUGUCCUAUGACCGCUACGUGGCCAUCUGCAGUCCCUUGCAGUAUGUGACCAUCAUGAGCAGCAGAGUCUGCAGGAGGCUUGUUUUUUGCUGUUGGUUGGCUGGAUUGUUGACCAUAGCCCCCCCACUUAGUCUGGGGCUAAAUCUGAAAUUCUGUGACUCGAAUGUUGUUGAUCAUUUUCUCUGUGAUGCUUUUCCCCUCCUGAAGAUAUCAUGUUCAGACACACGGCUCAUGGGAAAAACUGUAUUAAUCUGUGCUGUGCUGACCCUCAUUUUGACCCUUAUGUGUGUAUUUCUAUCCUAUGCUUACAUAAUUAAGACGAUUUUAGGAUUUCCAUCUGCCCAGCAAAGAAAAAAGGCCUUUUCCACCUGUUCUUCCCACAUGGUUGUGGUUUCCAUCACCUAUGGCACAUGCAUGUUCAUCUACAUGAAUCCGACAGCAGAGAAACAAGUGACUGUCAAUAAAGUGCUUUCACUGCUCGUUUCUUCCAUUUCACCUAUGUUAAAUCCAUUUAUUUAUACACUGAGAAAUAAGCAAGUGAAGAAAGCCUUCAACAACUCAAUUAAAAGAAUUGCAUCAUUCCUGAAGAAGUAA